Messenger RNA from Argiope bruennichi, 1698 nucleotides. RefSeq lists its product as uncharacterized. Bases 1 to 1698 code for a protein of 565 amino acids. NCBI's taxonomy places the organism in Eukaryota, Metazoa, Arthropoda, Arachnida, Araneae, Araneidae. The record is from RefSeq and is a predicted model, not a curated record. The transcript is spliced from 2 exons.
AUGGAAACUCUUGAUAAGUUAAAGGCCAAACGCAAGAUAAUUCGUACUGCUUGUACAAAAUUGAUUAACAAGGUUUAUUUGUUAUUAGAAAGUUGUGAUAUUGAAAGCGAAAGUGAUCAAGAACAACUUUCGGAACAAUUAUCUAGUUUAGAAGCAAAACAAUUAGACCUCAAAAGCCUUAAUAGUGAAAUUGAGGAUUUAAUUUCUGAUAGUGCAUUGUUUGAUAUAGAAAUUCAAAGCUCUUUUGAAUAUGAAGAGCAAAUAAAUGAAGCUAAGUUCAAAAUCAAAAGUAAGAUCAAAAAGUUUAAAACUGAUCAACAACCUAUCCCACCACUUGCUGCUAAUGGUUCUAAUAUCCUGUUGGGGGCGGACUUCCUGUGUAAUGUUCUAAGGGGAGAAGCAAGAAAAAUAAAUAAAAACUUGUUCUUGCAGCCGACACUCUUUGGUGAUACUUUAAUUGGACAAAUCCCAGACUUGCAGAAAAGAAAACAUUCUUCCGUAUUUACUGUGUCUUGUGCUGUAGUGGAAACUGAUCUAAAGCGCUUGUGGGAGUUAGAUUCUUUCUUGCUCGAUGGGACUUCGGAAAAUAAAUCCAGGGAUAAUUUAGAUGAUUUCGGAAAAGAGCUUAAAAUAAAAAACGGACGAUAUGAAGCACCGUUGCAAUGGAAAACAAACGAAAUUAAAGAAAAAUUAAGAAAUAAUUUUGACGUUGCGGAAAAGAGAUUCAUUGCUUUAGAGAAAAAAUUUAAUAAGGAUCAAGCGUUGUUUGAGAGGUAUAAUGCUGUUAUGCAAGAGCAAGUUAACGAAGGCAUAAUUCAGAUGUGUCAUGACGAAUGUUUUACUGGAUAUGUAAUGCCGCAUAGAGAGGUUUUCAGGGAGACUUCUUCCAGUACAAAAACUAGGAUAGUAUAUGAUGCCAGCAGUAAGCAAGGUAAUAAUAUUAGUUUAAAUGAAUGCCUUCUUUCAGGAGAAAAUUUAAAUCCUAACCUUAUUGAUGUUAUAUUAAAAUUUAGAGAGCAUAAAAUUGGAUUUUGUGGAGAUAUUGCUAGGGCCUUUUUACAAAUAGAAAUUGCGGAAUUGGAUAGGAACUACUUAUGUUUCUUGUAUUAUAAAAACUGUGAUAGAUCUCAACCAGUACCAAUGUAUCAUUUUAAUAGACAUUGUUUUGGUGUAACUUGCUCACCUUUCGUUUUGGCUGCAGCUAUUAAAACACAUAUCAAAGAAUACAGAGAUAAAUAUCCCCUUGCAUAUGAAAUGUUAAAUAAAUCAUUAUAUGUUGACGAUCUCUUUUGUGGAAGUUCCACUGUACAAGAUGCGUUAAAAUUGUCUUCCGAUGCUGUAUCGAUCUUGAAAGAUGCGAAAAUGAACAUGAGAAAAUUCGACACUAAUUCUAAAGAAUUAAAAAAUUUGUGGCGUAACUCUGAUUCCAUGAUUGAAAUUAAUGAACAGGCUGAUUCGCAUCUGAAAGUGUUAGGACUUGUUUGGAACAAUAUCGAUGAUACUUUGGGACUAGAUUUAAGAUCUUUGUUGUCAAACUUGAAUGACAACGAAUGCACAAAAAGAAAUGUGCUUCAUACUGCUGCAAAAUUGUUUGAUCCUUCUGGAUUUAUAUCUCCAUUCCUGAUUCGAAUAAAAUGCUCUUACAAGAAUUAUGGCAAGCUGGUGUUGGAUGGGAUGAAGUGUUUUCCGGACAAUUAA